CCCCCGGGAAACAAGAGAAAUACCUCCCCGCUGUUCGAUUCCAACCGCAAACUCAGCAUUUAUUUCUGUUCUGAGUGUUUUAAAGAAGAAGUCGUGGCUGUGGUGAAGCCGAAAUAUGCAUCAUAUCUCUGAGAAGAAAGACCCUCCUCUGCCCCUGUCCUGUCUCCGCCUCCUGGUCCCGCCUCUUCGGCUGCUCUCUGCAGCGGUCUGGGAAACUGUGCAGCAGAGAGCUGUGGCUGAUUAUGGGCUGCUGGAUGACUUCGUUACAGCCAUCACUGAAACUGUCCCAGAGCUGCUUAAUCGCAGACAGAGUUGAUCCUGGAGCUGUGUCGCACAGAGCAGACGAUAGACCGACCAUUCAGCCACACCUGGAUAUAAUCACUUCACUAUGGAACACAGAGAUAAGCGAUAAAGACGAUGGAUCUUCUGCAUCAAACCUCCCUGGUCUUAUUCACACCCUUAUUGAAGACCACGAGGAGAGGCAGCACUUCUUCCGGGAUGUUUUCCCAGUGAGAUUUGGAGCCAGGUAUUGUGACGAUAUACAGAUGCUCGUGGAGAUACUCCUCCUGCAGCUUGACAAGCUGCUUAGUGUACCAGAUCUUAAACAGGUUGCCUGGAUGAUCAGCGACGUGCCUUCAGUGCUGUCAGAAUGUAUGGAGUCUUUCUGUCCAUCUCAGGAACUUAAAUGUCUUCUGGAAUAUCAAAAAGGUCUCAGUCAACUAAAUGAGAAUGAUAAUCCAACAGUUGGUGCCAACAUUUGUUCAGCUCUCUGUCUGCCACCUAUGUCAACAGCUCUAACAGAAGAAGAGGAGAGAGUAUUAGAUGCAAAUGUCUUAAGUGAUUACAUGGAUGCAUUCAAUAAGGAACUAACAGGAGAGACUGUCACGUUGAGAAAACACGUAGGAAAUGCAAAGACGGAGAGUGACGAACCGAAAAUGAGAGCGACUGAAACCAGCAGUGUGAAGAAUCAGUCUGUAUUCAACAGGGAUCAAAGACUAGACGAUGAGAUUUCAUACAGUGUUGAGUCUUUGGAGGGGGAUAAGAUGGGUUUAGACACUUGUGUUGGUUAUAAUGUUGAAAUUCUUGCAGAGGAAUCUGUUAGCACAGAGAACAAGCCCUCUGUUGGAGACUCGGUGAUGGAUGUUAGAGAGGACGAGCAUGUUCAGGUAUUAGUCAGAACCACAGAUCACAGUAUUUACAAAGUCUUGAGCCCCAGUGAGACCAACAGUUGCACAAAAGAAGAGAGCGAGGAGGUCAAUACCAGCACAGUAACUGAUGACGAUAUAUCUAAUGUGAUUCUAUCACCUGUGCUGUAUGCACCUGUUGUGAUCGAACCCCCAAGAGCAGUCAACCAGUGCCAAAGUCUAAAGAUGAAAAACAUUUCAGCAGCAUCCAAAAAUGAGCUGACCAAAAAGAGCCCACAGGUUCUGUCAACCAGCAAGACUUGUCCCACAUGUGGUAAGACUUACAGUCGUGCGUCAGAUAUGAGACGGCAUCAGAGAACUCAUACGGGGGAGCGACCUUUCCAGUGUUUGCAGUGUAAGAAACUAUUUCAGUUCCCGUUUGACCUGAAGAGACAUGAGUUGAAUGUGUGCCGAAUCACUGCGCCAAAGCCUCAGAACCUCUCAGAUAAAAACAGUCAAGACCCAAAGCAGGGGGAAGUUUGUGGCCAAGUUGGAAGUCAACCUACAGACGGUAGGAUUGAAAAGGAAUGUCUGGUAAAUCAGAAAGAAGAGGAGUCUCCCUCUGGUGAGGGAGUACAAAAUGCCACAAGCGAAACAUUCAGUGCCAAAGUCCAGUCAGGGGAUGUAAAGGAGCAGAGCCACAGACCUCAUCAGGUCAGUCACAGGGGCAAGAACUCCAAGGGUUUCAAGUCCAAAAAGACAAAUAAAGACAAACCUGCUGAACCGUCACUGCACUGUGUGGAAUGCAACAGGUCAUUCCCAGAUACAGCAAGACUUGAAACCCAUAAUCUGAGACACAAACCUCGUCCUUGUACCAAGUGUGGUGAGAUUUUCAAAGGCUUCAUAGACCUUAACCAGCAUUACGUUGAAGUGCAUGAUUUCAGAGGACCUUUUCCAUGCUCUAUGUGUGAACGAACUUAUACUGAUCUCCGAGGUCUGAUCAGGCACGAGAGGUUCCACACAGGGAAUCUUCCCUUCAAGUGUCCCAAGUGUCCGAAAGCAUUCAGUUUACGCAUCUGCUCUGACGCUACAUGAUCGGACUCAUACUAAAGAGGCUCCAUUCCUCUGCUGGGAUUGCGGGAAAGGCUGCAAGUCCAACGCUGCCCUGAGAAUCCACAGGCUGUGUUGCCACAGCAGCGCAGAGGAAAAACGCUUCUGCUGCGAGCACUGCGGAAAGGCUUACGCUCUUAAAAGAAGCUUAGGACCUCCACGUGGCAAAACUCCACACAGGCGUGCGCUACCCAUGCUCCCACUGUGGUAACCUGUUCCGAAGUGUGAGCUCGCUGACAAGACACGAUCUGACCCACACAGAGGAAAGGCCGUACUCAUGCAGUGAGUGCAGCAAGAGUUUCAGGUCAGCUUCAGAGCUGAAAAUACACACUCGCUAUCACACCGGAGAAAGGCCUUUCACAUGUCAGCAAUGUGGCAAGGGCUUUGUUCAGUCUUAUUACCUCACUGCACAUAUGAGGAUGCAUACGGGGGAAAAGCCCUAUAAAUGUCCAACUUGUGCCAAAUGUUUCAAAAGCGCAGGGAUUUUGAAGAGACACCAGAUGACCCAUACAGGAGAGAAACCCUAUAAAUGUUCUGUCUGUGAAACAGCCUUCAGUCGACCGGAACUUGUGAAAGCUCAUGUAAAGAAAUGUCAUUAAAUUUUAUGCACUUUGA
Messenger RNA from Lates calcarifer (barramundi perch), 2849 nucleotides. RefSeq names its product zinc finger protein ZFP2. The record is from RefSeq and is a predicted model, not a curated record. Gene Ontology annotation, cellular component: nucleus. Bases 243 to 2219 code for a protein of 658 amino acids. NCBI's taxonomy places the organism in Eukaryota, Metazoa, Chordata, Actinopteri, Centropomidae. The transcript is spliced from 7 exons.